This is a messenger RNA of Pararge aegeria (speckled wood butterfly), 1650 nucleotides long. It is a transcript of the gene Tdh, whose product is annotated as L-threonine 3-dehydrogenase, mitochondrial. Gene Ontology annotation, molecular function: L-threonine 3-dehydrogenase activity. Lineage: Eukaryota; Metazoa; Arthropoda; Insecta; Lepidoptera; Nymphalidae. Gene Ontology annotation, biological process: L-threonine catabolic process. The record is from RefSeq and is a predicted model, not a curated record. The transcript has 4 exons. Bases 54 to 1082 code for a protein of 342 amino acids.
UACAACGUGUAUCAAGUGUGUAAUACCCAUAAACACUUUCACUAUUUAUCACUAUGACGUUACUUAGAACUAUACGCAGUGUUUUCACGAUAAAUUCUAGGAAAUAUAGUUCUAAUUUGCAGAUUAAAAAACCGCCGAAAAUUUUAAUAACUGGUGGUCUGGGUCAACUUGGCGUCGAAUGCGCCAAAUACCUCCGAGGGAAGUAUGGACGUGAAAAUGUUCUACUAUCUGACAUAAUCAAACCAACCACAGAGGUUUUCAACGAUGGUCCUUACAUUUUUGCGGACAUUUUAGACUUUAAAGGACUCCAGAAAAUUGUUGUGAACCAUAGAGUUGACUGGCUAAUACAUUUCUCAGCUCUGCUCAGCGCAAUUGGUGAACAAAAUGUCCCUCUAGCAGUAAGAGUGAAUAUAGAAGGAAUGCAUAACGUUAUAGAGCUUGCCAAGCAAUACGGGCUGAGAAUUUUCGUACCCAGCACGAUAGGAGCGUUUGGACCAGACUCCCCGAGGAAUCCAACUCCCAACAUAACUGUGCAAAGACCUAGAACUAUUUAUGGUGUUUCAAAAGUGCACGCGGAACUAUUGGGUGAAUAUUACUAUUACAAGUUUGGAUUGGACUUCCGUUGUCUACGGUUUCCGGGAGUUAUAUCGAGUGAUCCACCUGGCGGAGGCACUACAGACUAUGCAAUCGCUAUAUUCCAUGAUGUUAUUCGUAAAGGCCGAUAUGAGUGCUAUCUCAAACCCGACACGAUGCUGCCUAUGAUGCAUGUUAGAGACGCACUACGCGCCUUGUCGGAAUACUUAGAAGCUCCCAAUGAAAUGUUACAAAGAAGAGUCUAUAAUGUCACGUCAAUGAGCUUCACCCCUGAAGAGCUGGCUGAUCGGAUGGUUAAACACUUGCCUGAAUUCCAAAUCACAUACAAGCCUGACAGUAGGCAAGAAAUAGCUGACUCGUGGCCUCAAGUGUUUGACGACAGUGAAGCCCGUAGAGAUUGGAACUGGAAACCUCAAGUUGACUUGGACGACCUAGUUAAACUUAUGGUAAAAGAAGUCAAAGAAAAAAUAGCUGCUAAUGGUUUUUAAAAAUAGAAUAAUUUAUAAAAUGGUUAUCUUUGUUUAAGCAUCGGUGGUGAGAAAAACAUCAACCAAUCAUAUAAGUUUCAGUUGAAUCGAUUUUAUUGGUUGAUUCUUUCUUACCUACCUAGCGCACAGCUUCCUAGCGCAUCUUUGUCUGUGGGGUUAAGGAUAUAUUUUAGACAACCUACCUUUACGUAUCCAUAUUAAUACUACAAAUGAGAAAAUAUGUCUGUUUGCUUAUUAUUUUUUAACCUAUGUUCGGCUAAACGACUGCACCGAUUUUCGAUAAGAUUAGGCACAUAGGAUAGCUAAUUUUCUAGAGAUCAACAUAGAAUAAUUAUUUCUUUUCCUGAAAAAACACCGGUCUAACUUUUUGGGGGACUUUGUUACAUGAAUAGCGAAACCAACCUUGGCAAUAUUUUGCAUAGACAUAACUUGCAUACUUUUUAUCCCGGGAAAAUAAGGUUCCCGCGGGAUCAUAAUGACACCGAUAAAAGAGACAAAGAAGUAUGGACCAAGUCGCUGACAAUUACCGAUUUUGAAUAAAAACUAGCAGCGACACUAUAUAUAUUUA